AUGUCCACGACGAAGGACUUGCGCGGAGAUGAUGACGCGCAGCUGGCGGCCAUGGGCCAUAAGGCUGAAUUAAAUCGAAAUUUCUCCAUGCUAUCCAUGUUGGGAUUGGCCUUUGCGAUUUUAAAUUCUUGGACGGCUUUAUCGGCCAGCUUAUCGCUCAGUUUGCCGUCGGGGGGUUGUGCUAGUGUUGUCUGGGGUCUGAUUACCGCUGGUGUAUGCAAUUUGUGCAUGGCUUGCUCCCUGGCGGAGUUUUUGUCUGCGUAUCCUACGGCUGGUGGACAGUACCAUUGGGUUGCAGUAUCGUGGAAGAACUGGAUCCCGAUCCUAUCAUGGAUCACCGGCUGGGCGAAUGUUUCGGGCUGGCUCGCUUUAACUGCCACUGGUGGCCUCCUGGGAAGCGAGCUGAUUAUGGGUAUUAUCUCCCUGAUGCAUCCGGAAUUCGAGCCGCAGCGCUGGCACCAGUUCCUGCUCUAUAUUGGGUACAACAUCAUCGCCUUCGUUAUCAACUCCCUGAUGAACUCGGUUCUUCCGAAAGUCACCAAGGGUGCUUUCAUUUGGUCUUUGAGCGGUUUUGCUAUCAUCUCUAUUACUGUUCUUGCUUGCUCCUCUCCGAACUAUAACUCUGGAAAGUUCGUGUUCGGAGAUUUUAUCAAUCAAACAAACUGGCCGGAUGGUGUUGCUUGGCUGCUUGGGUUGCUGCAAGGAGGCCUUGGUCUUACAGGAUUCGAUGGUGUGGCACACAUGAUUGAAGAAAUCCCCAAUGCCUCUUCCACUGGACCCAAGAUCAUGAUCGGUUGUGUUGGAAUUGGGACAGUGACCGGAUCAAUCUUCCUGGUCGUGCUUCUCUUUGUUGCUGGCAACAUUGAGGAAGUGAUCGAGUCUGCCGCCGGCCCGCUCGUGCAAAUCUUUAAGAAUGCGACAGGAAGCAAUGCGGGAUCUAUCUGCCUUCUCAUGUUCCCUCUUGUUUGUAUCCUCUUCGCUGCCACUACCAUCAUGGCAACCAGCAGUCGCAUGAUCUAUGCGUUCGCGAGAGACGGUGGUCUCCCAGCUUCUCCAUUUUUCAGCCGGGUACACCCGAAGCUCAAGGUGCCGUUGAAUGCUCUGUACUUAACGAUAUCCUUGGUGAUCAUCUUCGGCUGCAUCUUCCUGGGCUCCUCGAGUGCAUUCAAUGCCAUCGUGUCCUCGUCAGUGGUCAUGCUCGACAUCUCCUACGUUAUGCCAAUCGCGAUCAACUGCAUUCGUGGCCGGAACAUGCUGCCUGAACGGCAUUUUGUUCUUCCCAAGCUGUUUGGCUGGAUUGCCAACAUGGUUGCCAUUUGCUACAUCUCCAUCACCACUGUGCUCUUCCUCUUCCCGCCUAGCCUGCCAGUCACAGGUAGCGGCAUGAACUACUGCGUGGUUGCAUUUGGAAUUAUCCUGAUUGUGUCCGGCAUCCAAUGGUUCGUCGACGGUCGUAAGAACUUUGUUGGGCCUCGCAUCGACGUGGAUGUCAUCUCGGGCGAGCUUUCUGCCGGUGGAGAUACGCUCGAUGACUCUAGUAGACAGGAGCAGGGGAAAUCGGAAGAGAAGUAA
This is a messenger RNA of Aspergillus candidus, 1572 nucleotides long. Its product is annotated as GABA permease GabA. Gene Ontology annotation, cellular component: membrane. The transcript is spliced from 19 exons. Bases 1 to 1572 code for a protein of 523 amino acids. Gene Ontology annotation, biological process: amino acid transport; transmembrane transport. Gene Ontology annotation, molecular function: transmembrane transporter activity. The record is from RefSeq and is a predicted model, not a curated record. Lineage: Eukaryota; Fungi; Ascomycota; Eurotiomycetes; Eurotiales; Aspergillaceae.